This is a messenger RNA of Xylaria bambusicola, 3088 nucleotides long. Its product is annotated as OPT oligopeptide transporter protein-domain-containing protein. Gene Ontology annotation, molecular function: oligopeptide transmembrane transporter activity. Gene Ontology annotation, biological process: transmembrane transport. The record is from RefSeq and is a predicted model, not a curated record. The transcript is spliced from 5 exons. Lineage: Eukaryota; Fungi; Ascomycota; Sordariomycetes; Xylariales; Xylariaceae. Bases 395 to 2767 code for a protein of 790 amino acids.
CCGCCGGACCACAGAGAUAUGCCCGAUCUAAUAAACAGCGUGGAGUAAAUUCCUAACACCAUGUAACCUUACAUGAGGUUGAUAUUGCACCUGAACGAAUGAAACAACCUGGAUAUUCAUCACCCCGCAUAUCCCGCUGCCGGGUUUAUAACCAACAUCUACCUAGGUAAGACAGCUUUUGUCUCGUUAGAGCGAUGGCGCGAUUUGACUUCUAGUGCACGUCGUUUUAGCCUCCGGGCUAGCGUCUGUGACCUCAGACAAAAAUCGUGGCUUCAAGUGUGGAAAAGGAACGGGAAACUUCUUCCCUGUUCUCUUUGUGAGUGCCGUAUAACUUGCUGGCGUUGCGAGUUCCAAUCACACAAGACGUCGUUGAGCAGCCAAGUCGACUAACACGAUGUCUGCCGGCAGUAGUGCGCCAAGCUUCAAGGAGUCUGGAGCCAAGACAACUAGCGCUCAGCCAGUUGAGGACGAUGCUCUCCAUAAACGCACCUACGACCAUGCCUCGCCGCAACAAGAGAAUGGCUCGACGAAUGGUGGUGUCCAGCAGAAGGUCGAGAGCUUCGUCGAGGUAGACGCUGACUUGGAAGCUGAGGAUGACCCUGAGAUCAGCCAGAUCCCUGCCGAGGUUAGGCGAGUCGUUAGUCUUCACGACGACACGACGUUGCCUACAAUCACCUUUAGAUAUUUCAUAUUGGCCGUAAUCUUCGUUGUCCCGGGUGCAUUUCUCUCUCAGAUAAACACGUUUCGGACAACAUAUGCGCCGUACUCGGUGUUCUUCGUCCAGAUCGCCUCAAACUACGUGGGCUUGUGGCUCGCCCGCGUAUUGCCCAAUCGCCAGAUCCGCAUCCCUCUCACAAGAUCGUCGUUCAACUUGAACCCCGGCCCAUGGUCUGUCAAAGAACAUGUCCUGGUAACAGUCACCGCGGCCUCUGGCGCGACCAGCAAUCUCGCGACGACGCCCAUCGCCGUCGGCGAAUUGUAUUUCAACGAGCUCCUGCACCCCGCCGCGGCGAUAUUCUUCAUGUGGUCGAUCGACGCGACAGGGUACGCCUUCGCCGCCAUCGCGCGCCAGCUGCUGCUCUACGAGCCCUCGUACCAGUGGUGGCAGGCUCUGUGCCAGACCGCGCUCUUCGAGACGCAGGCUAAGCAGAACAAGAACCCGUCGCCUGCGGCCCGGAAGCAGUUCAAAGUAUUCUGGUUCGUGUUACUCGGGAUCACGCUCUGGCAAUUCCUGCCCGAGUUCGUAUUCCCAUUCCUCAGCUCCCUCGCUUUCUUAUGCUGGGUCGCGCCGCACAAUCCCGUUGCGAAUUUCAUUGGCUCGGGCCUUGGCGGUAUGGGAUUUCUCAAUCUCAGCUUCGACUGGGCUAAUAUAUCGAAUUACAAUGCCGGCGUGCCUCUGUUUCUGAGUCCAUGGUGGUCGCAAGUCGUCUUAUUCGCCUCUUUCGUCUUAAGUGCUUGGGUUCUACUUCCAGCGGCGAAAUGGGGAGGCCUAGGAGGUUAUAGCCAUUGUUUGAUGACGAACCGAGCUUGCACCGCUGAUGGCGAGAUAUACCCCGUCGCCAGUCUUGUCACGUCCUCGAAUACUUUCAACCAGACCGCCUACGAAGAGCUGGGGCCUAUGUAUCUUGGAGUGCACAACCUCUGGACCAUAUUCUUUGACUACGCCUCGUACAUCUCGGCCUAUGCCUGGAUCGCGUUCUUCGGAGCUUCGAAUAUCAGAAAAGCCUAUAGAAAGUUUCGGGCGCGGAGGAAUAGUCCUGGCCAGGGGAUCAAUCAUCAGUAUACGGAUCGGUUGAACGUGCUUAUGCGAUCUUAUAAAGAGGUGCCAUUUUGGUGGUACUUGGUUCUCUUCUCGAUGUCGUUUGUGUCUAUCAUCACCAUCGUUGCGAAAGACUUAAUCUUCAUACCUUGGUGGACUUAUUUCGUGGCCUUGGCGACCGGCGCUGUAGUGGUCAUACCCUUAGGAUGGCUUUACGCCGUCAGUAAUUUCCAACUACCAAUUGGCACUUUUAACGAGUUGUUAUAUGGGACUAUGGUCCAGAACCUUAGUCAUCACAGGAAUCCCAUAGGUGCAAGUGUAUAUGGCUCGAUAGCUGGGGAUGCCUGGUACAGAGCACAGUAUAUGCUUCAAGACCAAAAGAUAGGACAUUAUAUGCACGUCCCCCAGCGCGCGAUCUUCUUUUCCCAGGUCCUUGGCAUCACCCUCGGCGUCCCGAUUAAUUAUGCUGCUAUGCGAUGGGUGCUGAACACCAAGCGUGACUAUCUGACUGGAGAGCUUGAGGACCCAGCGCAUAUCUGGACUGGCCAGUACUUAGCAGGUUAUCUGACACUUGGCGUACAAUACGUCCUAAUAGGUCCCGCGAAACUCUUCCAGCAGCAGCAAUGGAAGCCGAUCCCCUACGCGUUCCUCUUCGGCGCGGGUGCGCCAGCUCUCAUCUACUUACUCCACCGUCGCUUUCCUCGCGCCAAAUUCCAUCUAUGGAACACCACGAUCUUCUGCAGUGGUGCCGCGAUCUUCUACGGGAACAUCUCUACGGGCUACCUCUCUCGCUUCAUCGGCGGCUUUGUCGUCAUGUUUUGGGCGUAUCGAUAUCGCUAUCAACUCUGGGCGAAAUAUAAUUUCAUCCUUGCUGCGGCGUUUGAUGCCGCGUUCAACUUGAACUUGCUGCUUAUUUUCUUGUUCUUUGGAAGUGGCAAGGUCAUAACUAUGCCGAAUUGGUGGGGGAAUGACCCGGUUAGUGUUGAGAAGUGCUAUGCUUUAGAUUGAUUUCUUGCGUAUCUAAGCGCGAUCUGCCAAUGUAUGCGAUGAUAUUAGAUGAUAUUAGAUGAUAUAAAUAAGUAGAAGCUGUUGAGAGUUGAAAUCAUCUCUUAGAGGGAUUUGGUUCGUUACUGCCGGAAGUUAAUACCAAUAUCUAUAAAGUCAAGACGGUCGUUAUAAGGGACUCAUAGUUUUCAAAGUGAACAAUUUACUUAUGACAAUUCGUGGUUCUUUGUAUAUAUACUAUUACAUGAAGCUAAGUACUAGCAAUGCUCUAUCUCGGUCGAUACUCGCCUUCUAAUAAUCCAAGUUUAUGAAAUCAUCGGACUC